CUGCAUUUGGUCCAUUUCUCCCCCUCCAAUACCCCUGCGCACCCUUCAAUCUCACUCUUUCGGACACUCUUUCUUGCAAGAGUCGGACUGCUGCACAAGUCGCGUUCAAUUCUGUCUUCAUUUUCCCGUACGUGCUGCCACAAAAGUCGGAUUUCACGUGGUGCGGGGAGCAAAAUCGGAUUCCUUGACCGCAUUCCAUCCUCUCCGCUGCGGCAACCCAGCAGAAAGAAUUGCAGCAUUCAGCGCACAUUACCAUCCAAGAUGCCUCUCGAUACCUCUACAACAUACCCUCUCACCAAGCUACGCCUGGAUGGCCGUCGCUGGAACGAGCUGCGGCUCCUGCAGGCGCAGAUCUCUACCAACCCCGCCAGUUCCGGCUCUUCAUAUCUCGCCAUGGGCAACACGGCCAUCAUCUGCUCGGUCCAUGGACCAGCGGAGGGACGUCGAGGCGAUGCGACAGGCGGAUCUGCGGGCUCUGCCGGGGCGAUCGUGGAGGUGGAUGUGAACGUUGCAGGGUUUGCGGGAGUGGACCGUAAACGCAGGGCAGGUGGCAGUGACAAGCAAUCUUCUCGCAUCGGCACCAUACUACGCUCCGCUUUCCAGUCGCACCUCCACACCUACCUCUACCCGCACAGCACGAUCAGCAUCCACGUUUCCGUCCUGUCGGCGGACGGCUCUCUCCUGGCGGCGGCCGUCAAUGCAUGUACCCUGGCGCUCGUGGAUGCCGGAAUCCCCAUGCCGGGCCUCCUGUGUGCGUGCACGGCAGGCAUGAGCGGCAGUGCUUCGACGCCCCGCGACCCCAACAACGACGAGCUGGAUCCGCUGCUGGACCUGUCCCUGCCGGAGGAGCAGGAGUUGCCGUUCCUCACGGUGGGCACUACGACGACUGUGCCGGUGGGCGAGGCGGCAAUGAUCAACGAUGACGAGGACGAGAUGAAGGUGUCGAUGUUGACGAUGGACUCCAAGGUGCACUGCACGUAUGUGGAGACCAUGCUGGCGGUGGGCAUUGACGGGUGCAAGCAAAUUCGGGAGAUCCUGGAGGGGGUGAUCAAGAAGUCUGCUCGUCGGUGAUUGUUCUUGUCGAGUCGUCAGUGAUUGGUUUAAUUGAUAAGCAUGGCAGGCGAAAUUUUGUAUAUACCCCGUGAAUGAACGCCUGGGCUGAGGGUCGUCUAAUCUGCUUGUGAUUUAAUUAACCCCUUUCUUUUGCAUGCGAAAUAUCUCCUAGAUCUUGGGACGGGCUACGGAGUACUCUCUCUACUCUAGUUGACAAGCUACCUAGUCAGCCAGGCGUGCA
Molecule: messenger RNA, 1294 nt
Organism: Aspergillus saccharolyticus JOP 1030-1
Lineage: Eukaryota; Fungi; Ascomycota; Eurotiomycetes; Eurotiales; Aspergillaceae
Product: exosome non-catalytic core subunit SKI6
Exons: 2
Coding region: 262-1071 (269 amino acids)
Biological process (GO): nuclear mRNA surveillance; U4 snRNA 3'-end processing; rRNA catabolic process
Cellular component (GO): nuclear exosome (RNase complex); cytoplasmic exosome (RNase complex); nucleolus
Source: RefSeq, a predicted model, not a curated record